GCGUGUUAUUAUCGUCUGUUGCUAACUUAGCCGUGGUCCUCCGUGUGUCUGUGAAUGAAUGACAUCAUGCGGGCUGCUGUCGGUCUCCAUCUGCGACAUGACACCCUCAGACACUACGGUUAGACGUUUAUUUAAAAUCUGCCGUUAAACCGGUGUAGAGUGAUGCAGCAGAAGUUGUGUUCCAGAGGUUCUGGUUCUUUCCUCUUGGAGAGGAAUGGCCAGGCCUGCGGUGCCGUCACCGUCACCUCCUGCGACCUCCCCUUCCGCUGCCCCCGCUGUGGCGAACAGGAGCGUUUCCGCAGCCUGGCCUCGCUCCGCGCUCACCUGGAGUACCGCCACUCGUACCGCUCACCAGAUGUUACCACUGGCGGCUUCAGCAUCACUGGCAAACUCCCCGACCCAUUGACGGCGGCGAUCCCCUGGCACGACAUGAGCCUCCCGACCCGCAGGGGGCAGCAGAGCACGGGGCGGCCACCUCACGCCCGCUCCCUUAGUGACAGCAGAGACAGCGGGUACCUCCACUCCUACAGCUCUGUGAGGAGACGCACGCAGAGUGUUGGUGUGGGGACGCAGGCUGAGGAGGAGGAGGAGGAUGACGACGAGGAAUUUGGGACAGAGGAUGAAGAUGGAGGAGAUGAGGAUGAGGACGAUGACGAAGGUGAAGAGAGAGAUGGGGGUAGAAACGAGGAGGAUAUAAAAAUGUGCAUCAAAAAGUCAGACGUAUGCCACCAUCAACUCAACCACCAUCAUCUCCCGUUCCCUCCUCCAGCGCCUCUUGGUCCUCCACCAGAUCCGGACCUGGACCUGGACCUGGACCUCAUAGAGCAGAACUCGUACUCUGGGUUGGAGACGGCAGCAGCCUCGGCCGCUGUGCGUCGACGACUGGCCAGCAUCCUGCGGGCGGCUGACAGCACCAUGCAGCGCCGGCUGGCCAAGGUGAGCACGGAGCUUGCCCAGACCGACACGGAGCUCCUGUGUGAGCGCGCUCACUCACAGCACUUGGCCCAGGAGAGGCAGGAAGUUGCAGACAGGGAGAGGUCGCUGAGCCGGCAGGUGGAUGUGGCUGUCAUGGUGAUCGCCGCGUUGAGGGAGCAGCUCAACGCCUCAGAGAACGAGCUGGAGCGGCGAGAGAGGGAGGUGAUAACCAUCCAGAAAUUUCUGGAAGCAGCAGCUCGACAGGAGACAUGUGGUAAAGUUCGAAUCCAGCGCUUCAUCGAGAAUCUGCUGAGACGCAUCGCUCUGGCCGAGAGACUGGUGGAGUAUUACCAGGUCAACGGCAGCCCGCAACAGUGCAACCACAACAAGUACCAGCAGCAAACUGAUAAUGGGCCUCACAGAAUCACUAAAAGCAGGUCAGCAGGAGGUCAGCUGUCCUCGUCUGGUCUCCAUGACAACAGAUCCCACUCCUCCUCGCAGUUCGGCGGCCGUCCUCUGUUCUCCAAACAGGGCGGCGGGGAACGAGACCGGGAGCGGGAGCACCGGGAGCGGCUGGCCCAGUCGUCCAGGCUCUUCUGCCGACCCGAACACAGAGACGACAUCUGGAACCACCAGCGCCGCCGGUCCGCCGGGUACGAAGCAUAGAACUGUAGAGAAACACCGGGGGAGAGGGGGUGUCAGAGGGGAGAACUCUAUUCAACUUUAUUCCAGUGUGUUAACCUAUGGAAAAGUACAGUACGGUCUUACUUACAUCAGACUUCUCUGGAGCAGUUAAUCUGAGGUGACUCCUCCUUCACUAUAACUCUUCAUUUAAAACAAUAUACUUCUAUACAUGUGGACUGUUGCUCUUAUUCAGCUAAAAGGGUGCAGAUGGUCCAUUAUGCUUAAUAAACUUCAGUUUUUGAAAUCUUAUUUUGACAUAGAAAUGCAAAUUUAGACAAAAUCUAAAUAACUUUCCUGCAUAUAUUGUACAGGAUGUUCAAAAAUAGGGAAACGUUAUCAGUUAUUGGUAAAAGAAUUGAAAUAAUUGACUCAUUUUAAGUCAAAAUGGGAGUGUAAUGUGUAUUAUUCCCUCCAAAUGUCAUCUGAUGGACAUUUUUUAUUUUAGUAUUAUGCAAAAAAUGUUUGCAUGUAUUACAUUUUUGUAUAGCAUGAUUGAAUUCAAUUGCUCCUCCUCCUGAAAAGUGCAAUUUUAAUUCAGUUUUUUUAAUAUAUAAAUCAAACUAAGACACCAAUUUAAAAUUAGAGAAAAGAUUACACUAAAUUAUAAAUCAAGAACUCUUUUGUAAAUGUCACUUGGCUUCAGAUGGUCUGAUCACUAAUGAGAGAUAAACACAACACACACAUCACAGUUACUACGCUGCGUUACAGGGUUUAAAAAACAUAAUGCAAUAAUAGAUAUUACUGCAUGACCACAUCGGCAUCACACUGUUUUCAAGUACAUAUUGUGAAUAUUUUCUAUUGCCAGCACCGUGUUGUUGCAUAUUUUCUACUUUUCCAUAGAUUACUAUACUGAAAUAGACGACGGUGAGGUGUUACACUGGGUGCUUUUUCAGCGGGAUGUAAGUGUGGGUAAACUUUCAGUAUUCAAACAUAUAAAUGAACAGCUUUUCGUCUUUUGUCUCAUCUGUCAGCACAAAUCACAAUAUUUACUACAGUAUGAUUAAUCUCAGUCUUUUAGUGAUACGUUCUGAAUCCUCUUCUGUGUUUUAGAGAAAAUUCAGGUGGAAAUGUGCUUUUGUAUUCAUCGACUGAUUUCAGAUUUAGUUACAGUUGAUCGUGGAAACAUGAAUUUUGAGGAAGGUGGAUUGAGGAUGAAUAGUUCCCAGUGACGUCGAUGACACGUCCUCUCCUCUGGUUGAACCUUUACAUCUUGGCCUGGUUCCCCCCCUAAAAAACUGCCCAUCAGUCCAGUUAUCUGAUCUCUGUCUGUGCUUUUGAGGCCAAACGACAGCGACGAAUGCCUGUGAUCAUCUCAGUAGUUUACGUAGUUUAAACUAAACCCCUCCACUGAACAGCAGAUAAUAUAUUAUCAUAGUUUCACUUGUAUGAAAUGUCCUAAAAUGAUCACUUUAAACGUGCUGCUAAACCAAAUUAUAUCAACUGUGUGAUUAUUAUAAGGUUUGCAAGGAGAUAUUAGUUAAAUUUGUCAAAAAGUGUAUUUGAUGGUGAUGGUGAUAACCUCCAUUUACUUCCAAGGCCAAUGAGCAGUUCAGCUAAUUUGGUUUGUGUUGUUACAGGUUACAUUUAAAAACAUCCAUUGUGUAGUGUUUCUCCACUGUUGGGAGCCGGCCCUGGAUGCUAUCAGAGUUUAAGCUAACGUUGAAUUUUGGGGUAGUUACAUCCCAAGUAUAUAAGCUAAGCAAUCAGUACGAACUUACUGUUUUCAAUCGUACCUACAAUACUAGGACUAACCAGCUCUAUGUUGCUACAAGAUGAAUCCUUAUUCUUUUAUUUCUGUUUCUUUUAACUGUUGGGGAUAAUGACUUUCUAUCUGGGGCCUGUUAGCUUUAGCAUCAGUCUGUUGGCAUGAUAUAAUUACUUAUUUAGCCAUUAAAUGCAUAUUUAAGAAUCCUUUUACAAGAUUCUCAUUUUAAAAUAAGUCAGUUCAAAACAUUAAAAAGUUAGCUGGGGUUAAGUGUUUUGCUGUUGGGAGAAGUUUGCCUCGAGGGCUUUCUCUGUUAACAAGGGAUUUCUUGAUAGAGGUUAGGAACAAAACAGUGGUUUUGGGUUAAAUUGAAUAGAUUUCUGCCAGAACGUCUAUGUGCCGGCAUUUUCAACCAGCUCAUGUAGCAAAUGUUAGUGUAAUUAGCAUGGUAGCUAUGUCUGAUCAAAUCUGCCAGCAAAAGUUUUCAUUUAAGUCGGCAAAUUCACCCGUCAUUGGUUCUAAAAGAAGAGCCUGCUUUUGUCUGCCUCUGUCUGAAAUUAAGGACCCAUUGAUUCAAAAAUUAAUAGAAUUAUUGAAUGGUAAAUCUCUUCUUUUUAAUCACUGUAAACUGUGCCAGAACUGAAAAGCUUGAUAGCGACACUGAAGCUGAACCAUCUGCACCACCAGCAUCAAGACUCCCUCUGGAGUCAGAGAAAUAAAGGGAUUGUUGUUGACUCAUAGAUGGAGUCAGUGUGCCAAAAUUAAACCUACACUUUAUUAGCAACACUUUAAAAUCUGUAUAAUAGUCGGUUGAUUGAAAUAUUGUAUGAUUUGGAACUUUUUUAGUCUUCCUCCACCAACAGCGUCCUCUGACAGGGUCAGGCAGACACUACUGUAGCCUCUAGAAUCUCUCUGGAGACUUGUUGUAACUCAAAUGCAGCAAUAUAUCUUAUUUUGAUUCAAGGGGGAGGCCAUGGCUGUGUUCUGGUGCUUCUGUUCACAUCUGAAAUUCAUUAUCUGGUAAAUGAGACAGUUUAAAAAUAAGUUUGGUUAUAAUUGAUGCGCACAACAAAGCUGUACCUAUUCAUCUUUGGUUGAUUCUAAAAACCCGUUAGCUGUAUAUAUACUGGUAAUUAAUAAUCUAAACUUCACAGGAGCAUAAUUUUGUAACUUCCUCGCAGCUCUGCUUUGGUUUGCGAAGCACAGACAGGAGUCUGAUGACACCAGACCUGGGUCAAAUGAACUCUGCAUAUUUUUGGCUUUUGUUUUGAAGAGGCUUCAGAUGGCAGAUGGGUCGGAUUCACUACAUUAGGACCAAUACAGUCUAACCUGUCUAAUAUUGUACAUAGAGAGAAAACGUAGAUAUGUUGACUUGGAAAUACUUUAUUGUGAUAUUUAUUUUUUCUGACAGUCGUGGUCCCAUGUAGCUGAUCACCACCAAUCUGUCAUCUUGUUCUGUAAAAUAUUCCACCUUUGUUUAAAGGAAACCUGCUCAUGAAGGUUUUCCAUUCGCCAGAGUCAGAUGAGAGGUUGGUUAUUAGUUUCAUCUCUGUGUGUUCACUAUGUGUUAGCCUAGCUUAGCACAAAGGCUGGACAGCAGGGAGAAACUGCUAGCCUUGCUCCAUCAAAGGUGCAAAUAACCGCAAAGCUAUCUGAUCAACAUCAGGUUUUCUUAUUGUCAACAAAUCUUAUUGUUAAUCCCAUCAAAACCUGAUAUAUCUUCUUCCUCUGUAAACACAGAGCUCCAUCCUUUUGCAAAAACGGUUGAAAACACAUCAGUUAGCCACACUGGGUACAUUUACAUGCAGAAUAUAUAAUAUAAUAUUCAGAUUUUUCUAUGAGUCAUGUUAACAGCAUAGUCUGUUGAUAUUCUGAAUCAGGCCUUUUUCCGAAUGGAGCAUUUUCCGAUUAAGACAUUUGGAGUAUGCCGGUAUUAUUCGGAUUUUAGGAGGAUUCGUAAGACUUGUAUACAGCACAUUCGGAAUAUGUGUCUCAGUUUGCGACAUGCGGCUUCUUGUCUGUUUAUGGUCAGCUCUGUGUGUUGUCAUGGUUAUGUUGUACACAAACCAACUCGCCAACAGUUUGCAAGGCUGAGGUGGAGAUGCAUGCCCAAAAGAAAAGCCCACAUUUCUGAUCAGAAGAAGAAACACGCCUAGAUGUAAACAGUAGGAAAGACUUGGAUAUCAACAGGAUUUUGGACAUGUGCAAAUAUCACAACGCUGACCUUUCAAGGAUACGAUAUGAUACGAUAUGAUACGAUACAAUACGAUACGGUACGAUACGAUACAAUACGAUACGAUAUACUUUAUUGUCCCUGUUGGUCUUUUUAUGGGAUUUGUUGACAAUAAAAAGAUACAGAACAAUGUCAUUAUUCUUUUCCUAAACAAAGUAGAGCCUGUAAAUAAAUGUCACUUUUGGUGGAGCUAGUCAGUUUCAGUCUUUGAGGAACUCACCGGAUAAAACGAGCCGUAUACAUGCAGGUACAGUUUGUCCCAGGUCUGGAGGACGCCACACAUAUAACGAAUGUACUCUUGAGUUAACGUAUAGCUCACACUGAAGAGAUGCCGUGUUUUAAGACCUGACUUUUGUCUCGCCGUUCAGGCUUAAACUCGCACUCAUUCACACAGAAACGGGUGGAGAUUCUCCGAUCACAAAUGAAUGCUUUCAUCCAAAGUGACUUACAGUGCCGUGAAUGCAUACAGUACACUUGCAGUAAACAAAACUCUUGUUUGAUAGAAUCAUUCCUUUCUCUGCAUCAUUCUCGACGAUCUGUUUACACGUCAUCUUUUGCACUCAUCCAAUGAUAAGAAUGUAAAUGUAAAAGACGGUAUUCGGUGUAAAAUGUAUCUUUGCUGUCGUUGGUUUAGGUUUUGUUGACAGUGUUAAUAGAUAUUUUGUAUACAAAGCUAUUAUGUGUCGUCAAGUGGAAGUAGUAGUCCUACAGUACUUUAACUUGGCAGAACAUUUAUCUGGAUCACAAACAAAUCACGUCUUUCUUUUUUUUUCAAGUCUUAUCUGUUAUGUGAAUUUAAGACCUUCAAGAGUUUGCUUCUUCUUGUUUCCGUCUUUUUUUUAAUUUUUUUAUGUUAUUUACAUUUCGGCAAAUGUCGGUCAAUAAGGUCAUGAAAAGUUCUCUUAGUGGAUUUUAGUAGAUAUAGUUUGCAUGCACCCUUUUUGUACACCUGACUAGAAGUUGUGUCAAUCAUUAUUUAUUCCAAAUUUAUUGCAAGUUUCCAUUUUUUCAAGCCAAAUAGUGUACUGUAAUUUUUUUCAUCUGUCCAACAAACCAAGUCAGACUGAUACACUACAGUUUCAGUAAUAUCUAAUACUAUAUCCUGAAUGUUACUGUUUAACGGGCUAAAAAGCAUUAGCCAUCAGUUUUUUAAUGGCUUCAUGGGCCCUAAAACGCUGAGGGUAAACUUGAGUUUUGUCAGGUUUACUCUCCACUGCUUCUUUACCACAUAAAAAGCGGAUUCUGAGACAUUUGGACAAAUUGUCCACUGAGUAUUCCAGAGGUCCAUCAUCUGAUCAGACUUCUGAGUCCUUUAGCACUUUGUGAAUUUAGGCACUGAGUAUGACUGCUGCUGUUGAUUAAAAACCCAGUUUCAUGUGAAAGAGGUUUUUUUGUUUGCUCACAGAGUGAAAGCAUCGCUCUGUGUGAUGAUCUCUUCUUUCAUCCACCUGCUCUGCUGUUACUUUUGUCAUGCACCACGUGUACAUGUGAAAAGCCAGUUUAGAAACCCAGUUAACUGUACGCAUGACGGAGAAAGCAGUGUUCUCUAGGGCUGGGUAUCAGUACUUGAUACCUUUAAGGCAGGGUUUACGUUGGCCGGCAUAUGCCAGCCUUUCGCCAGUACCACAUGUAGCUGUCUGACAAAUUAAAGUAUCAACAGCCAAAACGUCUGGUGGGAAAUUUGCCAAAUAAAUGAAUACAUAGCCAGAUAUUGUGUGACCUGUAAGAUGUGUUGCCAAGACAACUUUAGUAUAAACUUACAUUAUGUUAACCAGAUUUAAUUGUGGAUGGAUCUAUUUAACCACCGAAGCCACGCAGAGUGAGUCCCUGCUUUUUCAGAGCAUAUGCCACGUCCAUGACAGUCACAGUCUUUGUCUUAGUGUUCUCGGUGUAGUUAGGUGAUGGCAUCAUGGAUCACACUCUCUAGAGAGACCUUCAAACACAUCAUGGGUCUCCCUGUAGAACUGGAGAUACCCUUCACUCCACCUUGGCGAGCCAGACAAGGAUAACAGGCUUGGUGAUUAUGGUGACGUUUGCCACACCGAGUCCUUUUCCUCCUUUGCCUUUGCCUCUGCCUUUUAACCUCUGAUUAGUCACUUUGUUCAAUAGACUGCUUCUUCAUUUAACUUGUUUUACGUUAUUUAGUUAUUGUUUUAUUGCCGUAUAAAUGAAGGCUUUAAUAUGGCAAUUUAAAACAUACUCCCACCCAGUGGUGUAGUGGUAGUUGAUGAGGUGGGUAUAUUGCUAGUUAGAUGAGGAAGUGGGCAUACUCUCCUCUAUAUUACAAUGGCUGUUUAGCUGAUAGGUGGGUAUACUGUAACUGGAUAGAAAAAGAAGUGGGUAUACCCUGUGUACCUGACCAUACCCCCCACUACACUACUACUCUCACCAGCUGUGACUGGCACAUAGCUCACCACAUACUGUCUGUAGUGUGGUGAAGUCGAACACAGUGUAUUUAACCUAGUUGGCAGAUCAGCAUGCCAAGAUGACCCCAAAACAUUUAAAAGUAUGGCUUUACAUUACGCCACUCCAUUCACAUUAUAGGUAUUGGUAUCUCUUUACUGGUACUAGUGUUGGUACUGGUAUUGCAAUUUUAAAAAAAAUACCCAACCCUUGUGUUCUCCAGGAGAAAUCUUCCUGUGAAACUAAUCUCGGACCCACCAGGGUUCUGAUUUACACGACAUGUACUGUAAGAGAACAGCGACUGUAACUUGUGACUGAGGUGCAUGUACUUCUACUCUGUGAGGUCCAUCGUCAGUCUGUCACUUCAUCGCUGAUCACAGCAUCUCUGAUAAAACCUUGUAUAACCACUGAAACUGGAUUUUGGGUUUUUAUGCAAACAGCAGCAUUACUCUUGACAGACGUGUGUGUGUAGGAGUGUGUGCAGUGCUUCAGGUUUGUACUGCUUCCUGUUGUGUGUUUAUGGUGCUCAGUCAUUGCAAAGGUGGUGGAAGAUGCAUGAGGCAGCCCUACUAUUACUACUACUACUACCACCACUACUACUACUACUACAACAACUACAUAUGUAGCUAUUGUGUUACUGUGAAAGCAUGCUUCAUAUGUACCAAAAAAAAGCAAAGUACUUAUACUGUUAUCUUGUACUACUAUGUGUACUUUUGUAGCAGAGCGAGGUCUAUUUUAAUGGUACAGUAUUUGAAGGAGAGUUGCACUAAACCGACCAAGAGCACUUAGCUUGGAGCUGAUUUCAUACGAAGGGAGUGUUGUAAACUGGACAAUCAGGUUUGGAAAAGUCUGGAAAAUAAAUUUUAUUACUUCUGUGUUUUGAAAUGUUUUGAGGAAAAUGUGCUCUGGAACGGGGAGAGAAAGAAAGAAGCUUGAGAAGCAGGUGAAAACAUAACCGAACAAGUAUUAUAACUGCAGUUAUUGUUAGUUUGAUUAUGACACUACUACCUUUCUUGCCGUGAGUCGGUAGAGAUUAAAGUUAGUUUUAUGUUGUGUAAAAACUGUUUCCGCGCCAAGUUUGAUAUCCUUGAGUUCAUCAUGUUUGUCUGUAGGGAUUUCGUUUGCAGAAGUAAUCUCUAGUUUUGUGCCUUCACUGAGAAACUCUGUUGUCUGUAUAACACUGUGCAAAAUGCAAUACUGUGAAGAACUGGAAUACUUUUUGUGUUGAAACUUGUCGGUCUGUGUGAUAACCAUCGAAGAUUAAAGAACAUGACACCAA
Molecule: messenger RNA, 9219 nt
Organism: Epinephelus moara (kelp grouper)
Lineage: Eukaryota; Metazoa; Chordata; Actinopteri; Perciformes; Serranidae
Gene: znf365
Product: zinc finger protein 365
Exons: 6
Coding region: 163-1581 (472 amino acids)
Biological process (GO): regulation of double-strand break repair via homologous recombination; regulation of DNA strand resection involved in replication fork processing; regulation of neuron projection development
Cellular component (GO): centriolar satellite
Source: RefSeq, a predicted model, not a curated record